Molecule: messenger RNA, 2040 nt
Organism: Symbiodinium sp. CCMP2592
Lineage: Eukaryota; Dinophyceae; Suessiales; Symbiodiniaceae
Source: the annotation of a GenBank genome assembly
AUGGACAGCCCGCCACCACAGAGAAAGGCGGCUGGCUUCAUCCCUCCACCGGGCCUCGGCUCCCCCGUCCAGGAGACAGAAGCCAUGCAACGACGCCCAGAGGAUAUGGCCGGCGCAAAUGUGCCCGGAAGAGGGCUGGACCAGGCUAUGGCCGACUACGCCUUCCAAAACUUUCAGAACUGGAGUCCACCCAAUGCAGGCAAAGGAUCGGCUGGCUACGGGAACAGAGCCAUGCCGGUCGGUCCUUCUCGUGCACCAGGGGCCCACCUUGCACCCCAGCCUGGCGGUGGCAUGAUGGCUGGGUCAGCUGGCUCAGGAAAGGGCAGUGCCGCGGCACAAUCCGCUUUGCAGUCCCUGCAGAUGUUCCAGGGCUCUGAUGGCCGCGGAGCAGAGGAGACCUCUGCAAUGCAGCGAGCAGCAGCGGAGCAGUUACAAAAGCAGAAGAUGGCGGAAGCCAAUCGCAACGACCCGGAUGCACAGCGCUCAGCAGCCGAAAACGCAGCCCUGGAAAAUGCGAGGAGGUUAAAGAAUUCUCCACUGGUCCAAGAUUUGGCGUCGAGAAACGCCAAUGUGUCGAAAGGCAAAGAAGAGAAGCGCUACCAAGGAAUCCUUAAGGUGUUCCGGCCAGAGCAUGGCUGGGGAUUCAUCGAGAAUCCAGAGCUGAAGAACAAGUAUGGCCACGACGUUUUCCUCAACCAGGCCGUGGAAGGCGGCAUCAAGCUGGGCAGCCUUGUCAGCUUCACCCUGGAGAUGAGCAAGGACGGCAAACCCCAGGCGCGGAAUGCCAGAAUGGAGGCAGAGAAAGUGGACAGACCAAAGACCUCAGCUCCAGGACAAGAGGCACGGGAGCUCGUUGGAAAGGUCUUUAAGGGCCGAGUAAAGUCUUUCAACGCCACGAACGGCUUCGGCUUCCUCACAUGCGAGGAGCUGAAAAGCAAGUUCGCUGGCAGGGCCUGGGCCGUGGAAGACAAGAAGUCAACCUGGGUCUCGGGGAACUUCCCACAGCUCAAAGCGUUGGCCAAGAGCUCGGACAGUCCCGAGCGCCAGAUGCUUCAAGAGGCCCAGCAGACUCUCUUUGAGCCGGCAUUUGUGAAUAGGCUUGGAAAAGAAGUCACGCUGGAGAAAGGACAAGAGAGAAGCGGAUGUAGCAAGCCAGGUGCAGCAGACCACAAAGCCGGCGCCAGCGGUCCCACGUUCCGGGGGCUUCACGGCCGGAGGUCGAACUUCAAGCUGGUGGAAGCUGCCGUAGACAGAGUCUAUUCUUCAGUGCUGGAUGGCAAUGCGCACUACUACAAGGCGCUUGUUUCUGAUCCGGUUGACUUUUCCACCUACCAGGCACUACUCUCCGAGCUGGAGUACAAGCCUGCCUGGAUGAGUGGUGGCCUCGCCUUACACAGGCCCACUGCUCUGGGCUCUGAGUCGCAGUUGCGUCAGUCGCCUACUUACGAGCGCAUUGUCCGUUUCUUGGCCGGCUACUUCGGGGUGGAGCCAAUCCGGUCUCUGGUGAACCACUACCGAUCUGGGGAGGAUUUCACUUCUUUCCACUCAGACCAGUACUUCUCCGGGGUGAACAUGACCAUCGGGGCUUCGUUUGGUGAGGAGCGCGCCUUAGUCUUCGAGCACCGCGAGACCAAGGAGCAGUUCAGCUUUCCGCAGCACAACGGCGAUGUCUUCGCCUUCACGGACUCCGUGAACCGCCAGUUUGUCCACGGGGUGCCGCGAGAGCGCCGUGCCCGAUCCAUGGGGGCCUGUGGCCACUCUCAUGGUCGCAUCUCUGUCAUCGUGUGGGGACGCAGGGAUCAGGAGCUUUGGAAGACAAGGGCCAAGACCUUGCCACUUACCUUGCAACCCCUCAACGUGCUGGAGCACGACCCCAGCCAAGCCACAGACGACAAGGAUGCGAGCUUGGAUGCCGAUGCCAACAGGCUUGAACCUUCAUGGAAGGAUGAGCCACCCCACCACGAUGGGCUUGGGAGGGCCCCUGACACGAGACCUGCGAGGUGGAAGACGUUCGCCAAGAGCCAAGCACACGGCUACUGA